GAGGAGGCUGGGUCGGGCCGGGCUACUGAAUGUGGGGCUGCUCGCUGGGGCUGCGGCUGGGGCGCCGCUGGACGCCGCUGCGCCGCGCCAUGUCCGGGGGCCCCGCCCCGCCGCGGCGGCCCCGGCCGCCCAAAGACCUGUUGCGGCACCUGCGGGCCCGGGAGAAGCGGCGGAGCUCGGAGUUGGCCGGACCCAGCAUCGUCUACGUGCAGGUGGCGGCGGCUGGGAGCCGGGACUCGGGCGCCGCGCUCUACGUCUUCUCCGAGUACAACCGGUAUCUCUUUAACUGCGGGGAAGGGAUCCAGCGCCUUAUGCAGGAACACAAGUUAAGAGUAGCUCGUUUAGACAACAUCUUUCUGACUAGAAUGAACUGGGCGAAUGUUGGUGGUUUGUCGGGAAUGAUUCUCACCUUAAAGGAAAUGGGGCUCCCAAAGUGUGUUCUCUCAGGGCCACCACAGCUGCGAAACUACCUGGAAGCUAUCAAAAUGUUUUCUGGCCCGCUGAAAGGAAUAGACCUGGCUGUGAGGCCCCAUACAGAGCCCGAGUAUAAGGAUGAGACGAUGACAGUCUAUCAAGUACCUCUUGUGGGAAGGCAUUUAGCCAGUGAGCACAGGCUGCAUCAGAGUCCUGAAAGGUCAGUCCAAGGUGGAGUCAGCCCCAAAUGUGCCCCAGAGCCUGGAUCUCCCGCUGCUGAGCAGCAGUGUCCGAAGGGCGUCGAGAAUAGAGAAGCCCUGAAGAAAACAGAUGGCAACAGGAGAGUUGGCAGCAGAGACCCAACCCUGUUGGUGGCUUUCAUCUGCAAACUUCACCCGAAGAAGGGAAACUUCUUGGUGGCCAAAGCGAAGGAGCUGGGCCUGCCAGUUGGGACAGCAGCCAUUGGCCCCAUCAUUGCGGCAGUCAAAGAUGGAAAGAGUGUCACGUUUGAAGGCAGAGAGAUCCUGCCCGAAGAGGUCUGUACUCCUCCUGAUCCAGGCCCUGUGUUCAUUGUAGUGGAAUGUCCUCAUGAAGGCUUUGUGGAUGCAGUCUGUGAAAAUGACAUGUUCCGCAGGUACCAAGAAGGGAAGGCUGAGGGUCACGUGGCCUUGGUUAUUCACAUCACCCCAGAGUCAGUGCUUCGAGACAGCCGGUACAAACAGUGGCUGGAAAGGUUUGGACGCACAACUGAACACUUGAUACUUAAUGAAAAUGCAAACACUGUGCACUAUCUCCGCAGCCACAAGAUCCAAACCCAGUUGAACCUCAUUCACUCAGAAAUCUUCCCACUGUUAACUAGCUACCAGAGUCGGGAAGAAGAGGCCACUUUUAGCGUGCCUGUUGUGCGGGGAGAGUGCCUCCUGAGAUACCAGCUGAGACCGAAACCGCAGUGGCAGAGGGAUGUGGUUGCUGUCUGCAAUUCCAGUGAAUUUGUGGCUGAAGCCCUGGAGCUCCCUGGCUUCCAGGACCGUGUGAAGGAGUGCAGAGAGAGCCUGCAGGCUGGGCCGGUCAAGUCAGGUAAAACUGAGCAUUACCCGGAAAUAGUCUUCCUAGGAACAGGCUCUGCAAUUCCAAUGAAAAUCCGGAAUGUCAGCUCCACCCUGAUAAAUAGCAGCCCUACCCAGUCACUGCUCCUGGACUGUGGGGAGGGAACGUUUGGCCAGCUCUGUCGCCACUACGGGGACCAGGUGGACAAAAUCCUGUGCAACACAGCAGCCGUGUUUUUGUCUCACAUCCAUGCCGAUCAUCACACAGGUUUGUUGAACAUUCUGCUGGAGAGACGGCGAGCGUUCGCAUCCCUUGGUCAGCCACCAAGCCCGCUGCUGCUGAUAGCGCCCACGCAGAUCAUGGCGUGGCUACACCAGUAUCACAACAACUGCCAAGAGAUUCUUGGUCAUGUCAAUAUGAUUCCUGCCAAGUUUCUGGUGGAAGGGGCGCAAGUCAUCGGACCUAAAGCCAAAGCUCUGAUUAGCUCACUGCUGGAGAAGUAUGACUUUGCGGAGUUCCAGACUUGUGAGGUGCGGCACUGUAAAAAUGCCUUUGCUUGUUCGAUGGAACACACAUCUGGCUGGAAAAUAGUCUAUUCUGGUGACACGAUGCCCUGUGAGGCCUUGGUCCAAAUGGGGAAAGACACUACUUUGCUGAUCCAUGAAGCAACGUUAGAGGAUGGCUUGGAAGAAGAGGCAGUAGAGAAGACGCACAGCACGACAUCCCAGGCGAUUGGGGUUGGGAUGAAGAUGAAUGCAGAAUUCAUCAUGCUCAAUCACUUCAGCCAGCGGUAUGCCAAGAUCCCGCUCUUCAGUGCAGAUUUCUCGGACAAGGUUGGAAUCGCAUUUGAUCACAUGAGAGUGUGUUUUGGGGACUUUGUAACAAUCCCUAAACUAAUCCAGCCCCUGAAGGCUCUGUUUGCUGAUGAGAUCGUGGAAAUGGAGGAGCGGAAGGAGAAGCGGGAGCUGCGCCUUUUGAAAGAGGCCAUUGUAGCUUCAGAGAAGCUGGCAGACAGCGAGAACAAUGCGAGCAAGUCAACCCCAGCCUCAAAGAAACGGGAACAUGCAGAGAACCAUCAGGAAGGGCCGAGCAAGAAGCUUAAAACCGCGAACUGAGCUGAGUGGUAUAUGGCUUGUGAAGGAAAGUAGCUCUGACCAUGCUGCGCACACCUUGUCUUGCUCCCUCCAAGCUUUGGGGAGUGUGGAGUUCUGCAGACCCCCCAAGUGAGGGCUUGGGGUGCUGGUGGUGAUGGGCUGGCAAUGCCUGCAACUGCUACAUGGGUGGGAUUGCCCAUUGUACUGAUGUUACUAAGCAUAUAAUAAGCAGUGACAAGGUCUCUGGCCCAUGUCCGCACAUGCAGUUCAUGUUUCUCAACAGUGCUACCAGCCCAUCUGUCAGCUUCCAGCUGCCUUUCUUCCCUCUCAAGUGUUUUUAUUUAUUUUUGGUUUUAGACUGGAAGCUGUUGCAUGUAACAGCAGUUGUGAUGACAGGAAAUCACUGAAGAUGAGGUCCACAAAACACCCUUGGGGCCAUGGAAUCUCCCAGAGUAUGUUGGGAAAGCCCCUGCUUACUCUUGUGGGAAUGUAACAAUGUAAAUAAGGGUCUGAAUCCAGAGGGUAAGAUGAGGUAAUUCCAUAAUAAAAUGGGACCCGAUUAACAGUUUAUUUUGGAGCUUGAGCUCCACUGGAACAGAGGAAUCUUGAGUAAUUUUUCAGUGUUCAUCUUUAUUACUAUGGCUUUCUCAGUUUGAUUCUAUAAAUUAUGCUUGCUAGCA
Caretta caretta (loggerhead turtle) is the source of this 3235-nucleotide messenger RNA. It is a transcript of the gene ELAC2, whose product is annotated as elaC ribonuclease Z 2. Gene Ontology annotation, molecular function: 3'-tRNA processing endoribonuclease activity. Gene Ontology annotation, cellular component: mitochondrion. Lineage: Eukaryota; Metazoa; Chordata; Testudines; Cheloniidae. Gene Ontology annotation, biological process: mitochondrial tRNA 3'-end processing. The record is from RefSeq and is a predicted model, not a curated record.